Medicago truncatula (barrel medic) is the source of this 2606-nucleotide messenger RNA. Its product is annotated as kinesin-like protein KIN-7N. The record is from RefSeq and is a predicted model, not a curated record. Gene Ontology annotation, biological process: microtubule-based movement. The transcript has 18 exons. Lineage: Eukaryota; Viridiplantae; Streptophyta; Magnoliopsida; Fabales; Fabaceae. Gene Ontology annotation, molecular function: microtubule motor activity; ATP binding; microtubule binding. The coding region runs from base 48 to 2498 and encodes 816 amino acids.
AGCAGUCUAGCAGAUCCCGCUUCAUAGUUUGAAGAACAGAAAAGCAAAUGGAAAAAAUCUGCGUGGCCGUUAGAGUUCGUCCUCUCGUUUCUUCAGAUUCCGUCAAUGGAAGCUUCUGGAAGGUCCACGAUAACCGCAUUUCUCUUCACAAGAUCCAUGGAACUCCACUCUCUAAUUCUUCUUAUGCUUUCGAUCAUGUAUUCGAUGAAUCUUGCUCGAAUUCGAGUGUUUAUGAGAUUCUCACUAAGGAUAUCAUUCUCGCUGCUCUCAAUGGCUUCAACGGGACUGCAUUUGCUUAUGGGCAGACAAGCAGUGGGAAGACGUUCACCAUGAAUGGUUGUGAGACUGACCCGGGAGUGAUUCCUCGGGCAGUCAAAGAUAUAUUUUCAAAAAUUGAGACGAUGACUGAACGGGAGUUUUUAAUUCGAGUUUCCUACAUGGAGAUUUAUAAUGAAGAGAUUAACGACCUUCUUGUUGUUGAAAAUCAGAAAUUGCAAAUUCAUGAGAGUUUGGAGCGGGGAGUAUUUGUUGCAGGGCUCAGAGAGGAAAUUGUCAAUAAUGCUGAACAAGUUCUAGACCUCCUUAAAGUAGGGGAAGUGAAUAGGCACUUUGGUGAGACAAAUAUGAAUGUAAGGAGUAGCAGAUCACAUACAAUAUUUAGAAUGGUGAUUGAAAGCAAAGGGAAGGAUUCCGAUUCUUCUGAUGAUAGUUCAAUAAGUGACAUUGUUCGAGUUUCAGUCUUGAAUUUAGUAGAUCUUGCUGGCUCUGAAAGGAUUGCAAAAACUGGAGCUGAUGGAGUGCGUUUGAAAGAAGGAAAAUACAUUAACAAAAGCUUGAUGAUUCUAGGAAAUGUUAUUAAUAAAUUAAGUGAGGGUUCAAAAAAUAGGGGACAUAUCCCAUAUCGUGAUAGUAAAUUAACACGUAUACUCCAACCUGCUCUUGGUGGAAAUGCCAAAACAUCCAUUAUUUGCACCGUAGCACCAGAAGAGGAUCACAUUGAAGAAACAAAGGGAACUCUUCAGUUUGCUAGUAGAGCCAAACGCAUCACCAAUUGUGUUCAAGUGAAUGAGAUUCUAACAGAUGCAGCCUUGUUAAAGCGGCAACAGCUAGAGAUAGAAGAGCUACGUAAGAAACUUCAGGGAUCUCAUGCUGGGGUGCUCGAGCAAGAGGUUCUUAAACUCAGGAACGAUUUACUCAAGUAUGAAAUGGAGCGUGGUAAGCUUGAAAUGGAACUGGAAGAGGAGAGGAAAUCGCGUAAUCAAUGGAUUAGCGAGCAACAGAUGAAAAUUGAAAAUUCCAGUACUACAUCAUUCUCAGUCUCAGAUUGUGGGACUAACGACAAUCAGGGACCUAGAUAUUUGAGGCGAGGAUUAAUUGAAGAGUACAGUGACAUUAAUAGUACAUCUCAAGGAGAUAUAUUUAAAUCUCCCUGUUUAAAGACAGCCAGUGCUUUUGUUGUCAAGCGAUCAAGAAAUUCAACAUUGCCAGAUAGCAGUCCUUCUCUUCCCGAAGCUUUCAGCAAUGUGGCUGACGAAGAUAUGUGGUUGAAAAUGAACAAUGGCUACGUUGCGGACCUUGAUUCUCUUCAAAUUACUCCCACUCGAAAUAUUCAAUCAUUCCCACUAAGUGAUACAACUCCUGGUUGUAUAAGUCAAACUGCAAAGUAUGAACGAGAGGUUCAAGAUUUGAGAAGACAACUAGAGCUUGCAAAUGAAAAGAUAAAUGAACUGGAGAGAAAGAAUUCAGAGGAAGUACCGUCAAGCAAGCAAUUACUAGGCGAGAACCCAGACAAUCAACAAGAAACACCGCUAAUUCAAGAAUUGCCUAUGAGGUUAUCAGAAUAUGUAGAAAACUACAAAGAUAGCUUUGAGGAGGUUUUAUCAGUAAUGCAGAGAUUUGCAUUGGAUGGAAAAGUCUCAACUGAUAAGAUGCUUUCAACCAUGAGUGAAAUUGGUGCAAAUCUAUUUGCAACUUUGGAAAGUCACUUUUCCACUGAGAACUAUGCUGCAAUCCGGGAACAACAAAAGGAGUUUCAUGAGAGGAUGAAUAAUUUAAUUACAUCACUGGAGUUAUCAGAAAGCUCAAUAACAGGAAAUCAAAAGAGGACUGCUUUGUGCAGCUGUGAACACAAGGGCUCUGGUUUGGGAGGAGAAACAGAAUCUGCUUACUCAAAGGAUGCUUUGAAUGAAAGAUGUGAAAGCCUUGAAAGGGAGUUACAACUUUUGCAGAUUGAAAGAGACUCUUUGCUAGAGAAGUUCUCUGAAUCGUCUGAUAAACUUGCAAUUGUGUCAAGCCAAAAGGAAAAUGCUUUGAAAGAUUUAAACAUUGAAGUACAGAGAAGGAAAAAUCUAGAAGGGGAGGUUAAGCAAUUUACUGCAGCUUUUGUCUGUCGUCAGAAAUCGCUUACUUCCUUGCGUGGCGAUCUUAAGACCAAAAUUGAGAAAUGGAGAACCCAAACACCAAUUUCAGUGCCAAAGUCUUUUGAUGGUCAGGACUAGAAUGUUGUAAACCAUGAACAUCUCAGUGUCUUUUGCUAACAUCUAAUUGUCUUAUGAUCAUGUAUUAUUAUCUUUAUUUAUUAAACAAUUAUUCUACGUUUGAAUGAA